Molecule: messenger RNA, 2140 nt
Organism: Tribolium madens (black flour beetle)
Lineage: Eukaryota; Metazoa; Arthropoda; Insecta; Coleoptera; Tenebrionidae
Product: ice-structuring glycoprotein-like
Exons: 5
Coding region: 25-2088 (687 amino acids)
Cellular component (GO): extracellular matrix
Source: RefSeq, a predicted model, not a curated record
AAAUCAAAAUCUCAAGUGAACAACAUGGCAUUUAAAUUCAUCGUAUUUUCCACUCUUUUGGCUUUGGCUAAAGCCGGCGUCCCAGCUCUUUCUUAUGCUGCUGCUCCCGCUAUUUCUUACGCCGCCGCUCCUGCUAUCUCCUACGCCGCUCCCGCUAUUUCUUACGGCGCUCCCAUUGCCAAAGCCGUAGCUCCUGUAGCUUAUGCUGCUCCAGUAGCUAAAGCCAUCGUAGCUGAACCCUACGCCCCAGCACACUACGACUUCGCUUAUGGCGUCAAUGAUCCUCACACCGGUGAUAGCAAGAGCCAACAUGAAUCUCGCCGUGGAGAUGUUGUCCAAGGUGCUUACUCUUUAGUCGAUCCUGAUGGUACUAAACGUACUGUAGAAUACACCGCUGAUCCUCACAAUGGUUUCAACGCAAUCGUUCAUAAGGAACCAUUAGCGGUCAAAGCUGUAGCUCCUGCUGUGGCCCCAGUAGCGUACGCUGCUCCUGUGGCUAAAGUUGCUGCCCCCGCUAUCGCUACUUAUGCCGCUCCAGCUAUCCACAGUUAUGCUGCCCCAGCUAUCCAUAGCUAUGCUGCUCCAGCUAUCCACAAUUAUGCUGCCCCAGCUAUCCAUAGCUAUGCUGCUCCAGCUAUCCACAGUUAUGCUGCCCCAGCUAUUCAUAGCUAUGCUGCUCCAGCUAUCCACAGUUAUGCCGCCCCCGCUAUCCACAAUUAUGCUGCUGCCCCAGCUAUUCAUAGCUACGCUGCCCCAGCUGUAGGAUACGCUGGUGGAUACGGAUAUAGCGCUGGAUUAGGAUAUUCCAAAAUUAACCCGUUUAACAAGAAACUCUUUAUCAGGAUCGGGGUUGCAACACAGCUGCUACAGCCACGCCUAGAUGAAUUUUGUAUAAAAACCAAAAAUUGCAGUGAUUCUGCACACUCAACAAUUGGUGGCAAAGUAAGCAACAUGGCAUUCAAAUUCAUUGUAUUUUCAACUCUUUUGGCUUUGGCCCAUGCUGGCGUCCCUGCUCUCCACGCUGCUCCAGCUCUCUCUUACGCUGCUGCCCCAGCCCUUUCUUACGCCGCCCCUAUUGCUAGAGCAGUAGCCCCAAUCGCUUACGCCGCUCCCGUCGCUAGAGCCGUAGCUCCAGUUGCUUAUGGCGCCCCUAUUGCGAGAGCUGUUGCCCCUGUAGCUUACGCCGCUCCCGUAGCCAAAGCUGUAGUCGCCGAGCCUUAUGCCCCAGCCCACUAUGACUUUGGAUAUGCCGUCAACGACCCCCACACUGGAGACAGCAAGAGCCAACACGAAUCUCGCCGUGGAGAUGUUGUCCAAGGAGCUUACUCUUUAAUUGACUCCGAUGGAACCAGACGUACCGUCGAAUAUGCCGCCGACCCUGUCAAUGGUUUUAACGCUGUUGUUCACAAAGAACCUUUGGCUGCCCCUGUUGCCGUUGCUCCCGUUGCACGAGUCGCUGCUCCCGUCGCUGUAGCCGCUCCCGUCACCCGUGUUGCUGCCCCAAUUGCUAGAGUUGCCGCUCCCGUUGCUGUCGCCGCUCCCGUUGCCAGAUUUGCCGCUCCGGCUAUCGCCCAUUAUGCAGCUCCCGCUGUGGGAUACAGUGGUUUUGGCUAUGCUAGAGGCUUGGGAUACGCUAGAGGUUUAGGAUACGCUGGAGGUUUAGGAUACGCCAGAACAUUGGGAUAUGCCGGAGGGUUGGGAUAUUCUACUGGAUUGGGCUACUCUAAAAGUACAUUGUUAGUUAUUUCAUUAAUCCAUCUUAGUGUUGCUAAAACAGAAAACUUGCCUUAUUCGCAUUUACUUCGCAUUCCAUCUGCCAGUAGAAACGCAGUAAUUCAAGAACCAACACCAAGCAGGCCUCAUUAUAACUAUAAUUAUCAAGUGCAAGAUCCCUAUUCUGGAGACUGGAAAAGCCACGUUGAAGUACGUCACGGUAAUGUUGUUCAAGGAAGCUACUCUUUGAUCGAACCUGAUGGAACUAGACGCAUAGUCGAGUACUACGCUGAUCCAAUCAGUGGCUUCAAAGCUGAAGUCCGGAAGGAAGUUCUAAAUAAUAUACAGUCACUUAACAGUAAUAAUUAUUACUAAACCAGUUGUUACAUAUUUAUUAUUUUAAUAAAGUUUGUUUUGUAAUUUGUAA